Messenger RNA from Rodentolepis nana, 399 nucleotides. The record is from the annotation of a GenBank genome assembly. Lineage: Eukaryota; Metazoa; Platyhelminthes; Cestoda; Cyclophyllidea; Hymenolepididae.
AUGGCUACUGCUGAAGGUGGUCGAUUCGAUUUUGACGAUGGGGGUAGUUACGUCGGCGAGUGGUGUGAAAAUCGAGCUCAUGGAUUCGGUAUUGCAACAGGACCGGAUAACCAAGGAGAAUACUCCGGAGAAUGGAAUAUGGGAUUUGAGUCAAGGGGAGUUUACGUGUGGCCUUCGGGAAAUCUCUACUCUGGGGGUUGGUUGAAGGGCAAACGGCAUGGCGAGGGUGUUCAGAUAAAGGGCCGAUGGAUUUAUCGUGGGGCUUUCACUUCCGGAUUCUAUGGGAGGUACGGUGUUAAGGAGUCAUUGACUACUUGUGCCAGAUAUGAAGGCAGUUGGCAUCUGAACCAAUUUGACGGCUUUGGAGUAGAAACAAACUCUGAUGGAAGUAAGUUCUAA